Messenger RNA from Seminavis robusta, 2169 nucleotides. Lineage: Eukaryota; Bacillariophyta; Bacillariophyceae; Naviculales; Naviculaceae. The record is from the annotation of a GenBank genome assembly.
AUGUGCAGAAUCAACAACCACUCCUACAAAAGACUGCUGUGGAAUGGCACUGCUUUGAAGAAGCGCUGCUUUCAUUCCGAGUACUUGGGGGAUGUACUCCGUCAACGGACCUGGUCACCGGUGAAUCCCAUUCUGGAAGACACGAAAUCCUUUGAAACUACAAGUACAAGUAGUACUAGUACUGUCAUCUUACCCAAGUAUUCGCAAUGGCGACCCCAUCAUAUGCAAGAUGCAGUUCAGAAAUAUCCACUGCAAUUCCAAAAAGAUCAAAACAAGUUGCUGGAAACGCUCAAGGAGGACUGCUCCCGCCAAUACAACAACCAGGACAAUAACAAUCUGAACCAAAUCCUGACGGACUGGGAUGCUCUACAAGCACCACUGCAUUUCUUGCAUGGAUCGUGCUAUGCAUUGACCCUUCUGGCAGAGACAUUAACACAACAACAGGAAUGGAACAAGGAAUACAACAGACUGCAAGCACAUCUACCCAUACCACUGCAACAAUCCAUCAUUAGUGAUGACAACAGCUUUUCUACAGACGAGGAGGAAGAGUAUCUCCAAUUUGUGCAACUCUUGCAUGCAUGUUUACAAAAUGCAUUAGGUGAUGAUAUCAAUAAUGAACACGACGACAACCGCAGUAGUGCAUCUGACGGAACAAGAGACUACUACUGGGCCGGUACUUUUCUAUUAAGAAAAAUACAACACCAAACGGGAAUUCACUUGCCCUCGGAUCAACGUCGAGAAUUUCAGCAGACGGCCCGCAAGAUCCAGUCCGCACAGUCCAGGAUACGACAAAUGGACGCCCGUGAUAUGUCUUCAUCACACAGACCACAACAACAGCAGCUAUUAGUGGACGAUACCAACACCAUUGUGGAAGUCGGGAACCAGAAUGCCAAACGGUUGGGAUACGACAAUUAUCUACAGCAAAUCGUUAGUAGUACGGGAUCUCGCAUGGCAACAUCGGAACAGCAGAUUCGAGACAUGAACAUGGCCGUCGCAGAACUGUUUCAACCACUCGCCGAGGCCAUUCAACACGAUCCAUUUGACAAACAAUGGCUCGAGAAACAACAUGUGCCAUCUCCGACACUGAAUGGAACACUCCAAGCUCUGUUCCAGCUCCUUGGUUCCUCCUCGGAUUCUUGUUUGUUGGGAAACAGUAACAAGAACACCAUUGAAAUCAUACAGCAGUCAACAAACGACGACGAGGCUAGAGACUUGUUGUGGCACAAGGAGAAUCGAAUCUUUCACGUCUAUGAAGAUGCAGCAGUACUUUUAGGGACCAUCAUUCUGGAUCCGUUCCAGCGAACGGGCAAACCAGAGCAAGCAUUUACCAUUCCACUGCGUCACAGGAGAGGCAACAACCACUUGCCACCGUUGGUGGCGGUCUCGGUGAACAUGAGUCCCCCCGUCUGGGAUAACGACAAGGAUGUUACCAUAACAUGGGAAGAUGCGGAGACUCUCUGGCAUGAAUUUGGUCAUGCCAUGCAAUUCGUGUUGGCCCAAACAUCGGUGGGGACAUUGACGGGAGCACAGAAUAUGCCUACGGAUGUUUCCGAGAUUGUACCAAAGAUCAUGGAACUCUGUCUGUUUGACGAGUCUACGCUGCUCUCGGUCAUGGACUUCUCCUCCGCCAACAGCAGCAGCAGCAGCAGUAAUUCUCUAACGCCAGCAAUGAUCGAAACAAUCCACGAGUGGCGGUUGCAUCGUCGAGCACUGCAGUCCUUGCAACAUGCGUUUUGGGGGACACUUGAAUUGGACUUGUUCACGUGUGCUGACGACGCCUCUUGGGAGCGCGGAUCCUUGGUGGAGCUGAAGCGACAACUUGCGUUUCAGUACAUUCCACAUGAUUUACCUGCAGGCAAGGAUGACCUCUCAACAAUCCUCCAUGUCAUGCAAAGCAAUGCCACAGGAAUGCACAUUGGAAUGUAUCGAUAUCUUUGGGCCGAAGUGUUCAGUGCCGCGUGGUACCGCCAUAUCAUGUGUGGUGAUGUUGCAAGUGAUGACAGGCGUUCAUCAUCAAAUCUUACCCAGAAGAAAGAAUUGAGAAGGGGGUUUCGGGAGAAGCUCCUGGAUCCAGGUGCUGCUGUGGACACAGACAAACUUUUGCUAGGGGGGGUGAACGAUUGCGAGGGUGUUCUGGAGACAUUGAUGCUGGACGUGUACAGCCGAUGA